Messenger RNA from Fusarium venenatum, 1467 nucleotides. RefSeq names its product major facilitator superfamily domain-containing protein. Gene Ontology annotation, molecular function: transmembrane transporter activity. The record is from RefSeq and is a predicted model, not a curated record. Gene Ontology annotation, biological process: transmembrane transport. Gene Ontology annotation, cellular component: membrane. Lineage: Eukaryota; Fungi; Ascomycota; Sordariomycetes; Hypocreales; Nectriaceae.
AUGUCAGAUAAAAUCGACGAACUAGCCACCGAGGCGAGAAUCAGCCAAGAUGAAAACCCCAAAGCUGAAAGUCAGCUGAUCGAUCCCAUCCUUGAGAAGAAACUCAUAAGAAAGGUCGACCUUAAUCUUGUCCCCAUCCUCUUUUUGCUUUUCCUCUGCGCCUUUAUCGAUCGUAUCAACAUCGGUAAUGCUCGAAUCCAGGGCCUCGAAGCCGAUCUCAACAUGACUGGUCAGGAUUACAACAUCGCUCUUUUUACCUUCUUCAUUCUCUAUAUCAUUCUUGAAGUCCCGUGUAACAUUCUUCUCAAGAAUACGCGACCAUCACUCUUCCUCUCAGCCAUCAUGACAGGAUGGGGCAUUGUCACCAUCUGCCAGGGUCUCACCAAGUCCUUUGCAGGAUUGAUCGUCUGCCGUGUCAUUAUUGGUGGGCUCGAGGCAGGGUUUUUCCCAGCUUGUGUGUAUCUACUCAGUAUGUACUACUGCCGCCAUGAACUCCAGUGGCGUUUCAACCUCUUCUUCUCAGCCAGUAUUAUUGCGGGCGCCUUUAGUGGUCUUCUAGCUUAUGCUAUCGCUCACAUGGAUGGAAUCGCUGGGUAUGGUGGUUGGAGAUGGAUCUUCAUCCUCGAAGGUAUCGCCACUGUUAUCAUCGCUAUUGGUAGUUAUUGGCUCAUUCCAGAUUGGCCCGAGACUGCAAAGUUCCUUUCUGACGAUGAGCGAGCACUUCUCAUUCAUCGCCUUGCUGAGGAUAGAAAAGAUACACAUAUGAACACUUGGAAUGCCAAGACGGCCAGGCGGAUAUUUUCAGAUAUCAAGAUCUAUCUUGGCGUUCUUAUGUACAUGGGCAUUGUGACAACUAGCUAUGCUGGCUCCUUCUUCACUCCGACCAUUCUAAAACAACUGGGCUGGACAUCAAUUCGCGCUCAGAUUAUGUCUAUCCCCAUUUUCAUCUUUGCAACUGUUUGCGCACUUGUCUCUGCAAUUGCGAGCGAUAAGUUGAAGCAUCGCUCGGGUUUCAUUAUAGGGGGUUGCUGUUUCUCAACUAUUGGCUAUGUUAUCCUACUCAACAUGAUGUCUGUCACUGUAGGCGUUCGAUAUUUCUCGCUUUUCUGUAUUGUUGGCGGUGGCUACAUUGCCCAGCCAAUUGUACUGGUCUGGUUGAGUAACAAUAUGUCUGGCCACUACAAGGUUGGAGUCGCUUCUGCUAUGCAAGUUGGCAUAGGCAAUGUGGGUGGAAUUAUUGCUAGCAAUAUGUUCAUCACGACCGAGGCUCCAACUUACCCUCUGGGCUUUGGACUGGGACUUGGCCUUGUGUGGCUCUGUGUCCUCAGCUCUCUCACAUUCUUGUUCUAUAUUCGACGAGAGAACAGAUUGAGAGAAGAGGGCAAACGAGAUGACAGAUAUAACUUACCCGAGGACGAAAAGAAUAAUCUGGGUGACGACCACCCAAGCUUUCGCUUCACCUUCUAA